This is a messenger RNA of Fusarium pseudograminearum CS3096, 1779 nucleotides long. RefSeq lists its product as uncharacterized. Gene Ontology annotation, cellular component: intracellular anatomical structure. NCBI's taxonomy places the organism in Eukaryota, Fungi, Ascomycota, Sordariomycetes, Hypocreales, Nectriaceae. The transcript is spliced from 5 exons. The coding region runs from base 1 to 1779 and encodes 592 amino acids. The record is from RefSeq and is a predicted model, not a curated record. Gene Ontology annotation, molecular function: RNA binding.
AUGACCUCCCAGGAGUCGUUCAACACCUGUCGCGAGCUUCCGAUGGCUUCGUUGCAGCAAGAGUUCCUUUCUGCCUAUAACAAAAGUCAAGUUCUCAACAUUGUCUUAUUUGACCAACAUGAACCAGCAAUCGCUUGUACCCAGUCGCUACGAAUCAAUGCUAUCAGUGCUGCAGGGGACACAUCACGCCUAGUAUACAUGACGGACGUGAGGCUGCUUGAGCUGGCCAAGAGCGAUGUUCUCUUCCAGAAAUACGGAUGCAUCGUCAUUGACGAAGCACACGAAAGAAGGUUGGCAACAGAUGUCCUCCUAGCCUUGUUAAAGAGUGCUGUGACCUCUCGUCUCGACCUCAAAGUGAUCGUUACGUCGGACACUGCGAAUGCCAGCAAGUUCCUUGCAUACUUUGAGCGAGGAGUCCACUUCGCGAUACCCUCGGACAGUUUUCAAGUUGACAUCCGCUGGCUUCUCGAUCCCGAUCCCAACUUCUUAGAGCUAGCCGUACACACCGCGAAGCAUAUUCAUGAAACUACUGGAGAUGGAGAUAUCCUCAUGUUUCUGACAGGUACUGGCGAAAUAAAGAGUGCCUGUGCUCAACUCAAAAAUACCACGAAAGAUCUCGAUGUUCUUACUUUCCCUCAACGGGAUAAUAUCAUCAAACAAUCUAGUCGACGACGGUGUAUCAUCACCGGUAGCUCCCGAAAGUGGUUCACUCCAAUUAACGGCAUCGUCUAUGUGAUCGCAAUUGACACCCGAUUCAAUCCCCGCGCCGGCCUUGAGAUUCAGUCCGUGGCACCCAUAUCACAAGCCGAAGCUCGCUAUCGAGCUAGGCAAGCCGGGAGAUCUGGUGUAUGCUAUCGCCUCUACACCAAGAGUGACUUUGACGAGGUCCUUCUUCCUACUGUCCUGCCCCCAAUUCUUGUCAGCGACCUCUCAGAGCUUGUCCUACAAUUAAAGGCCAUGGGUAUCAACGACGUUGCCAACUUUGACUUUGUUGAUAAGCCCCAUCCAGAGGUAUUCCUCCAUGCUCUUGAGGAUCUGCAUGCCAUGGGCUACCUCACAGAUGUUGGAGUCAUCACCGAAAGGGGUCAAAAGGCUGCAAGGCUCCCAGUACAUCCGCUCUGGUACAAUGCAUUGGAAAGGGCACACGAACUCGGUUGCAGCGACGAACUUAUAACCAUUGCUGCCACAAAAAGCAUCCGCAACUACAUCUUGACUCGGCCCCCUGCUACUAGACAAGCAGCAGACCUGGCACACCAACAAUUCGCCUGCCCCAUGUCUGACCACAUCACAGAACUCAAUGCUUUUCACGCCUAUCUCGACACAGAAGCCUCGUCUGACCACUCCGAUGCGCUGCAAUCGUGGUGCUCAACCGCCUUUCUCAGUAUGCAGGCUCUGGAAGACGUCAAGAGAAUCCGUAUAAAGCUGGUGGAAUCUUUUGCAGAAUUAUUUGGGGCGCCCUCCAAGAGGGCCAACUUUGAGAGUCGCGACUACGACUUGGGCAUCCGCAAGGCACUAGCCUGGGCGUUCGUCCAUCGCGUGGCCUUUCGUGACCCUAAAAGUGGAAGCGAUCAAUAUAGAUUAUUCCAUUUCAACUGGCAAGCCGCGAUACAUCCUAGAAGCAGUCUCGUGGGUCUUGACCAUCAGUGGAUCGUCCAUAGCACUUUUGUGUACUCUCACCGUCAGUACUUUCAAACCGUCACUGCUAUCGAACCUGAAUGGUUGAUCAGCUCUAAUGUACUCAGGGAUCCAACAACUUCCGAGAGGAGAGCUGGCAGGUGA